Messenger RNA from Sceloporus undulatus (fence lizard), 4170 nucleotides. It is a transcript of the gene FAM81A, whose product is annotated as family with sequence similarity 81 member A. Bases 503 to 1618 code for a protein of 371 amino acids. The transcript is spliced from 9 exons. Lineage: Eukaryota; Metazoa; Chordata; Lepidosauria; Squamata; Phrynosomatidae. The record is from RefSeq and is a predicted model, not a curated record.
GAGAUGCUCGUUGCUAUGGCGAUAGCGUCCUGGCAACAACUCCAGAUGCUGCUGAUGCUGCUGCCGUUGCAUCUCCUUCAUCAACCAGGACCUGUGACAAAGAGGGCAAGCAGAAAAGACGCCAGGUUGCCACAGCCGCAGGAAGGGAUGGUUGCCCGUUGUCGGUGGUGGUGGACUGGCAUCCUGCAAGCUUUUGGGCAUCACUGCUGAACCCAGAAAUCCCUGCACCCAGCAACCCACUCCAAAUGCAGACAGAGUCACACUCUCGCACAGUCCAGGAGUGAAGGAAUUGUAGGAGAAGAUGCUGUUUGUGAGAGUUGAGAGGUGGUUUGGGGAUGCCCUCCUCUAACCUCUAGGUCAAGGGUGCCAGCCUUGGGAUGCCACUUGGCCAGACUUCUGUCUCUAGCCAAGGGCUGGAGUGCGUUUCCCGUUUAUUUCUGUCUGCCUGACAGCCUUCUGACCACCCCCGUCUUUUUCAGGCUUAAAUUCCUGGAAAGACAAAAUGGCACAGAGGAGCCCAGUCUUCACAACGCUUGGACCGACCGAAAGGCGAAUCCGGAAUAUCCCCCUCCACAGCCAGGCCCUGACUGCGGUUCCUCUUGGGUCGGCCAGACUCAUGGACCAGCUGGAAGACCGGAUUCUCAGUCAUGAAAAGACGACAGCCGCCCUUGUGGAGCACGCUUUCCGUAUCAAGGAGGACAUUGUCUGCACGCUGCACAGGAUGCAGAACAAAGGCGGAGGUGACCGGCUGGCCAGGCAGCUCCUGGAGGAACACAUCCGCAACAUCACCGCCAUCGUCCGGCAGCUCAACCGGGACAUCGAGAUGUUGCAGGAACAGAUCCGCGUCAGGGAUAACCUCAGUUAUGGCACCAAUUCUACACUGAAGAGCCUGGAGAUGCGCCAAUUGUCUGGGCUUGGUGACCUCCGCGGACGGGUUUCAAGAUGUGAUGCCGGAUUAGCCCGCCUGUCUGCUGAGCACAAAGUCACUUAUGAAAGACUUCAAAACUUGAGCAAAGACCAGCAAGCAACUAAACUGAUCCUGGAGUCUAAAAUCAAAGAAGCCGAAAUCCAGAUUUCUCACCUUUUAAAUAGGAUAGAAACUUCAAUCAUGCAGCAAGAAGCCAAGCUGAAAGUCACAUACAAAGAAAGCAACCAGCAACUCCACCUUCUGGACACAAAAUUACAAGACGCCAUUGAUUACCUCAGCACCCAGAUCGCAUCCACGCGGAAUUGGGUGGAACAGGAGCACAAGCGGUUUGAGAAAGCCUUUAUGGAGAAGAUCGACCAACUGUCCCUGGCCAUUAAGGAAAAAAGUGAAAUGGACGGCAGAGCCUUAGAGGUGCAGUUCGGUGAGAUCCAUGGCAAACUGGAUAAAAUGGAAGACAUGCAAAAGAUGGCUGCAGAAGAACACGGGGCAAAGCAGGGUGAAGACCGGUUCGACAUCCAGCUGACCAAGCUUCAGAUGAAUAUUAAUGAAGAUAUAAAAGAAGUGAAAGCUGAGGUUAAUGCUGGAUUUGCCACCAUCUACGAGAGCAUUGGGUCACUGAGGGAGGCUCUGGAAGCAAAAAUGAAGCUGGACAAGGAAGAGCUGCAGAAUCAGAUUCAGCAGAUGAAGUGAAGCAUGGGAGGAAUACUUAGCUGAGAUUUUGGAGCCAAAGCUCUGAACAGCUGGAAGGAUGCUGAAGUGCAUCUGGGAAGUCCGCCUGGAAAAUGUUCCAGGUUGUCUUGUAAAAAUAAAUGCAUGGACUGAACAGCAUGCUUCAGAAUGAUUCGUGAAGCUGGACAGUGACUUGUUGUAAAUACUAAAAAACCUCAAAAUCUUGCAAUUGGAAGGAAUUCUUUUCAAGAAAGAGCUGCAAGAGCCACACCUCUGAAAUCCAGAUCAAAACUCCAUCAAUCUCAGAAGAUUUGUCUCGGCUGAAUUAGGCCGCAAUUUUUUUUGCCAAAGCUGUUGAAUACUGUGAGCAGCACAGCCAGAUAUCACAACAUGGUCCAAGAUGAAACACCCCUACAAUCUACAAAAUGCUUAAAAGAAGAAUGUGCAAGACCUCAGAUUAACCCAGCCAGUCUCUGACUCCAAAUCUGCACAUAGUGAGACUGAAAUCGUUUAAAUCCAUGCACUUCACCCAUAAUUGGUUUCUAUGGUCAGCGCAAAAGGGUGGUGCUAAGCUAUAGUGUCAUAAAAGUAAAAAACAAGUCUUGUCAGAAAGCAAAGGAGGUAAGGUGGUAAGUAUCUAUCAAGCCACAUAUUUAUAGUCUGCAGCAAAAGGCCCACGCAGAGCUUGGAAAUUUUACAUUUUUGGACUACAAUUCCCAGAGUUCUCCAGCUGUGCCACUGACAUGGAAAACACCAGCUGCCAUUGGUUGUCAUGUAACUAUACUAUCCUUUGCUGGAGAAAUCUAAAUUGUAAUACGGUGAUUAUUAAAAUGCCAAGGCCACAACCUCGCUGAGAUUUACGUGUCCCCUUGGUUUUUCAGAAGAAUCAGCAGAGCUUAACAUAGCCAGACUGUGACCCUGUUUUAUUCAUUAGUUGAGACAUCCAGCAGAACCUUCUUCACACUGCCUUCAAUGGGAGCAGCAAGUGACUUUGUACAGAUAUUUUAGACAGUAGGUAUUUCAAACAAAUGACAUCCUUCAUUUCACAUUAUCUUCAUCUUUGUACAGGGACAUCACAUCUUGUCAAAACUAAUUUCAUUUCCAUAAUCUUACAACUAUCGUGUUUGGCUAAUUCAUUUAUUGUCAAUAGAGAUUUCUCAGUUGUGCUUUAAUGAAAUCUAGUUUCUGUACAAAUCGCUAUCUCUAACUUUAAAAUCUCACACUGAAACCAUGAUUUUAAAGGACUAGAUAAAUCCACUCUUUGCACUGCACUGACACUUCCUUCAGUCACUGUAAAUCCGUACAAACACUGUGGAGAUAAGCGAGUGAACACUAAGUCAGGGCUAAUUCUGCCCUCACCUUUUUUUAUUUAACUAACGUGCCGCCUCUCAGGAUGUCUAAAGCAAGCCUUGAAAGGGCGAGCUUUGAAAGAGCUUCUUUGUGGGGCAGGCAACAAGCAACAUCCUUGGGAGAAGCUCACAGCAAACUGUCCUCAAAAGUGUCCCUCCAUUUUCCCACAUGGAGUAUUUUGCAGACUCAACCCCUUAUACUAUAACCUCCAAAUGUCCCUAUUUGGCAGGGACACUCCCAAUUAACUCUCCGCCAUCCCACCUUCUCAGCUGCUUUGAAAGUAUCCCAGUCUCUCUCUCCUCCUCUCACUUUCCCCCUUUGUCCUCAGCUUACUUCUGUUGCAGCAAACUGAGUUCAUCUGUGAAAUGUUUGAAGGUUUGUUAUACUGAGUUUGGGUUACUGGGGUCCUUGUCUUUGGGCUGCAACUCCCAGGUGCCCUCACCAUUGGCUAUGCUUGGCUAGGGGUUAACGGAAGCUGUAUGCCAAAAUUUCAUUCAAUCAUUCAUUUUUACAUUACACAAUUAAAGCCAUUGGAUACUACUUUAACUGCUGUGGUACCAUCCAAUGGAAUCCUGGAUCUGUGGUUUUGUGAGGUUUUUAGAAUACUCUGCCACAGAGCUCUCAUGGUUCCUGAAACAACAAACCCCUGGAAUCCACAGGACAGAAACAUGACAGUUGAAGUGUUCUCAAAAUGUUAUAAUUGGGAGUAAGAAAGAGAUUAUAGCCUACUUCUGCUCCACGCCCCCAGAACUGGGACUCAGCGUAGCUCACAAUACAGAACACGAAAACAGACAAAAUAUUAUCAUUAUUUGCAUUUCAAUGAUAAUCUUUUUUGGGGGGAUCUAUAUUAUAAUAAGUCAAUGACAUUUAAAUGAUUUAAAGCAUACAUUACAUAAAUGAAAAGCUUUUUUUAAAAGGACACUAUUAAAUUUCCUUUCUUGUAAAUACUGUUAUAGUUUUCACCAGCUGAUAAAAGGACAACAAGGAGGGUGUCACUCUGGCCUACCUAGGCCCCACAGCCUGGGAGUGUCCACCCAAAAGACCCUGUCUUGCAUCCCCACCAGAGAUGCCUGUGAGGGUGGCAGGAUGGGAAAAGGGGCCUCCUCCAAAGAUCUCAGGGCCAGGCAGGUGAAUAUGGAAGACCUAAGCUUUAUAGGGCUACAGUGGCCCACCUUUGCCUUAUACAGAGCUCUCAAGUGUGCCCAUAAGCUGGUUACUCACCA